AUGGGUGUACAGAUUGUCCCAAUUGCCAACGGUGACCAAACCACCUUCCCGAAACCGGGUCAAACUGCGGUCGUCCACUACACCGGAACGCUUGACGAUGGCACGGUGUUCGAUUCGUCGCGUACCCGUGGCAAACCGUUCAAGUUCUCGGUUGGCAAGGGUGAAGUGAUCCGCGGCUGGGAUGAAGGUGUUGCCCAGAUGUCGGUCGGACAGCGGGCCAAGCUGGUGUGCUCGCCGGACUACGCCUACGGUAGCCGUGGCCACCCGGGUGUCAUUCCGCCGAACGCUCGGUUGACCUUCGACGUGGAGCUGCUGCGAGUAGAAUAAGCAG
Molecule: messenger RNA, 331 nt
Organism: Anopheles marshallii
Lineage: Eukaryota; Metazoa; Arthropoda; Insecta; Diptera; Culicidae
Gene: Fkbp12
Product: peptidyl-prolyl cis-trans isomerase Fkbp12
Exons: 2
Coding region: 1-327 (108 amino acids)
Molecular function (GO): peptidyl-prolyl cis-trans isomerase activity
Source: RefSeq, a predicted model, not a curated record